This is a messenger RNA of Punctularia strigosozonata HHB-11173 SS5, 1221 nucleotides long. RefSeq lists its product as uncharacterized. The transcript has 5 exons. The coding region runs from base 1 to 1221 and encodes 406 amino acids. The record is from RefSeq and is a predicted model, not a curated record. NCBI's taxonomy places the organism in Eukaryota, Fungi, Basidiomycota, Agaricomycetes, Corticiales, Punctulariaceae.
AUGCCGCGGAAACAUGGAGGUACCCAGCUUUUGCGUGACUUGGAAAUCGCGUGGCGGUAUACCCUCGGAGAGUACAAUCGGGAUACCCGUUGGGCACAGAUAUAUCUCUGCCUCAAUUGGCACUGGGAAUUCAACAACGGCGGUUGGAGCAUACUUCCAAGCCUGCGGCUACUCGAUCGCAUCUAUUCUGAGCUUAGGGAUCCGAAAAAGAGGGAGAAGCGAUCCUCGUACUUGGAAUGGCGUUCCAAGCUGCGGGAAAAUAAGCCCGUACCUCCCGAAUAUUGUUUUAUUCCGUUGAAGAUCCUCUCUGAUAAUCGUCCCGUCGUUCGACAUAACGGACGGACUGAAAGGAGGGGUGAAAUGACCCGCCUGCAAUACGACCACAUAUGGGAGCCUUACAAAGAUAUCCCCAUCGAUCUUCCUCUGCACCCCUUCCCUCUGAUCGCUCACUUCAACACUGCAUGGUCAAUGCUCACCCCGGAGGAGAAAGAGGACGUGGAGAAUCGCCUUGACCAGGAUCACAGAUUACGGGUAGAGGUCGCCCAGAAAAUAUGGAGCGCGUGGCAUCAAUGCACCCCCCCACCUGUUAACACAGGUGCGGGUCCAGGCCCAGAUGGCGGGCCCGGCGGCGGCGACGGCGGUCCCGGCGGUGGAGGACAUGAGGACGGUCCGCGCAGAUCGACCAGAAACUCCAAGAAGUCUCAAGGAAAAGGUAACAACAAGAACGGCCAAGGAAGUACCGCCAAUCGACCUCGACCCACCGGAAAAAGUCUUAACGAUUCCAUGAUGACCGCCGCAAGCCCCACAAUGGCGGACUCGUGUCUGGAUUAUAGUGCUCACGACACUGAAACUUCAGCGACCUCGAGCGUCGAGGUGCGCUCGGAUCAAAGAGAUGAUUCUUCUCUAUCCACCGUCUCGGAAACCGCAGAAAGCGAUGACGACGACUACAACCCUCUCCCUGAACUUGCGCCUCGGGUAUGGAUCGACAUCGACGGAUGGGCUGUUCAAAUCAAAGAGGGCGAAGAGUUCCUCCGCGGUAGAGGCAAACCACCCGCCCCUCCGAGGACUUCACCCAAAUGGAACGAGCAGCUCGCGCGGUACAUGGAAGAAGGGGCGCGCUCUCCCCCGCAUGAUCCUGAUUGGACGAGAUGGGAGGCUGAUACGCACUGUAAAUGGCAGACCGCUCUCCGCCCUGCGAAACGGCGGAGGACCGUAGAAUGA